This is a messenger RNA of Fusarium poae, 846 nucleotides long. RefSeq lists its product as uncharacterized. NCBI's taxonomy places the organism in Eukaryota, Fungi, Ascomycota, Sordariomycetes, Hypocreales, Nectriaceae. The transcript has 3 exons. The record is from RefSeq and is a predicted model, not a curated record. The coding region runs from base 1 to 846 and encodes 281 amino acids.
AUGGCCAACGGCACAAAGGGACUGAUGGCACCAUCCGAGAGUCAUGAUGUCAAUUUUUAUAAUCUACAGAAGAAUGCAAUAAUCAUAUACAUGAUUUACUGUGUUUGUGCCGUCGGACUUCUUGUUCUUUUCUUUAUUCCUGCACUAUUUCUUCGGGGCGGGAGCCGUGAACGACGCUCUCAGAACUGUGGUUUGGUGGUCACUGCCUCAACUGCUGCAUGGCUCGCCCUUUUGUUCGCUUGCAAGCCAAUCGACGCAGCGUGGGACCUUCGACUGUCUGGAGAAGCUCAAUGUAUUGAUCGCUAUCCAUUCCAUAUACUACAAGCGGGCAGUGGGGCUGUGGCAGAUGUUAUUGUUAUGGCUGUCAUGUUGUACCAUUGCCUCUCGCCUCGGCACUCGUGGAAGGAUAAAGCGGUUCUCCUUACACACUUCAGCAGUGGCCUACUUCUGCCAAUCCCUGCUGUGGCCCGGCUUGCCAUCUUGGCUACUGCACGCGAAGACCCUGACACGACGUUUGUGUUGGCCCCGGCUAUCCUCUGCUUCAUCAUUGAGGCCAACCUCGUCAUCAUGUACAAUCCAAUACCAGACUUCAAAAGGUUUGUCAGGAUGUCUGGGAAUCCAUCGUCCCCGGUGAAUGGUACAAUGGACGGCCGUCAAGGCGGUAUGCUUCAGGGAAGCAACUCAAUCCUAGGUGGUGAUGAGCAAAUGGACUCAGAGGAUUCGGGAAUCAACGCUGAGCAUAAUGCUGAUAACAACAUAGCAUCCCGUGUCCCUUGUCCUGGAGAAAAGCAGUGCCAUGUCGCAUCUAGUCUAGGAAGUCCCGGCGGCCCCAUGGAAGUUGAUUGA